AUGGCAAUUACUGGCCUUUUUGCAUGCAAAUGGUACUUUCAGGCAUUGAAACAUAAAAUCACGGAGGUUGGAGGAAAAAACAAUCUGCUUCUGUUGCUCUGCAUCACUCUUCUUUACACAGGCUUUGGCGUAAAUGCUUUAUCCUAUGAUUACACAGCCAGCAUUGAGUGUCUUGAAAGCCCUCAAAAACCUCAGUAUGGAGGAGGAAUACUCAUUAACCCAGAUCUGAAUAAGGGCUUAAAAGGGUGGUCCACAUUUGGUGAUGCCAAAAUACAACUUAGAGAAUCCCAAGGCAACAAAUUCAUUGUGGCUCAUACCAGAAAUCAACAGCAUGAUAGUGUAUCUCAAAAGCUUUACCUUAAAAAAGACAACAUAUACACAUUUUCUGCUUGGAUAAGGGUAGAUGGGGGAAAUCAAGUCCCUAUAACAGCUACUUUCAAGACAAGUAGUGGGUUCAAACAUGCUGCUUCUGUAGUUGCUGAAUCACAUUGCUGGUCUUUUCUCAAAGGUGGCGUCACUGUGGAUGACUCAGGCCCUGUAGAGCUCUACUUUGAGAGUAAGGACACAUCAGUUGAUAUCUGGGUUGAUAGCGUCUCUCUGCAACCAUUUACUCAAAACCAGUGGAGAUCUCAUCAAGACCAAAGCAUUCAGAAGGUUCGUAAAAGCAAGGUGAGAAUGAGAGUAGUGGACGCACAAGGCAAAGCUUUACCAAACGCAACACUCUCCAUCCAACAAAACAAACUUAGUUUCCCCUUGGGUUGCGCCAUAAACGACAACAUCCUCACCAACCAAGCCUACCAAAACUGGUUCACUUCGAGGUCGUUUACCGUCACCACCUUCGAGAACGAGAUGAAGUGGUACAGCACCGAAAAGACACCGGGCAAGGAGGACUACUCCACGGCGGACUCCAUGAUCCAGUUCGCCAAACGACACAACGUUUUGGUCAGAGGCCACAACGUGUUCUGGGACGACCCCAAGUACCAGCCCUGGUGGCUCAACUCCCUCUCCAAACGACAAUUUUCUUCCGCCGUUUGGAGGAGGCUCAACUCUGUCGUUUCCCGGUACAGAGGCCAGCUCAUCGCCUGGGACGUGGUGAACGAGAAUUUGCACAACAAUUUUUUCGAGAGUAAAAUGGGAAAUAAUGCCUCGGCCACUUUUUACAAUUGGGCUUUUAGGGCCGAUCCUGAAACGACGAUGUUUUUGAAUGAGUAUAAUACGAUAGAGAAUCCAGGAGAUGGGAAGGCCACGCCGAGAAUGUACCUUCAGAAGCUGAGGGAGAUUCAGGGCUUUCCGGGGAAUUACAAAGGGAAAAUGGGGAUUGGGCUUGAGGCCCAUUUUGGUACACUGAAUAUUGCUUACGUCAGAUCUGCCAUUGAUGUUCUUGCUGCUACGGGUUUGCCCAUUUGGAUUACCGAAUUGGACGUUCAAAGCUCUCCCAAGCAGGCGAUUUACCUGGAGCAGAUUCUGAGGGAGCUACACUCACACCCUGGAGUCAAAGGAAUUGUGAUCUGGUCAGCAUGGAGGCCACAAGGAUGUUGGCAAAUGUGCUUGACGGACAACAACUUCAAGAACUUGCCCACCGGAGAUGUCGUCGACAAGCUAAUGCACGAGUGGGGUUAUCAAAACCGCGUCGUCUUAUCUGGCACAACUGAUGCUUCUGGUUUUUACGAGACCUCCCUUUUCCAUGGAGAUUACGAAGUGAAGAUAUCUCAUCCAGAAGUUAUAUCCUCUUCAUUUUCUCAGAGCUUGAAUGUGGCACCAAAACUUGAUGAACAUUAUGCCACUCAAAGGAGAUCAGCACCACUACUAAUCCAAGUUCAUUCUUAA
Messenger RNA from Morus notabilis, 1827 nucleotides. RefSeq names its product anti-sigma-I factor RsgI6. Gene Ontology annotation, biological process: carbohydrate metabolic process. The coding region runs from base 1 to 1827 and encodes 608 amino acids. Gene Ontology annotation, molecular function: hydrolase activity, hydrolyzing O-glycosyl compounds. The record is from RefSeq and is a predicted model, not a curated record. The transcript has 7 exons. NCBI's taxonomy places the organism in Eukaryota, Viridiplantae, Streptophyta, Magnoliopsida, Rosales, Moraceae.